This is a messenger RNA of Triticum turgidum subsp. durum (durum wheat), 2541 nucleotides long. The record is from the annotation of a GenBank genome assembly. Lineage: Eukaryota; Viridiplantae; Streptophyta; Magnoliopsida; Poales; Poaceae.
AUGCUCUGCCUCACCGCCUCCUCCUCGCCCUCGCCCUCGCCCUCUCUCCCGCCGCGCCCCUCCCGUCCCGCUGCUGACCGGCCCGGACCGGGGAUCUCGGGCGGCGGCAAUGUGCGGCUGAGCGCGGUGCCCGCGCCGUCUUCGCUUCGCUGGUCGUGGCCGCGGAAGGCCAAGAGCAAGUUCUCUGUUCCCGUGUCUGCGCCAAGAGACUACACCAUGGCAACAGCUGAAGAUGGCUUCGGCGACCUUCCGAUAUACGAUCUGGAUCCCAAGUUCGCCGGCUUCAAGGACCACUUCAGUUACAGGAUGAAAAAGUAUCUUGAACAGAAACAUUCGAUCGAGAAAUACGAGGGGGGCCUUGAAGAGUUCUCUAAAGGCUACUUGAAGUUUGGGAUCAACACAGAAAAUGACGCAACUGUGUACCGGGAAUGGGCCCCUGCAGCAAAGGAUGCACAACUUAUUGGUGACUUCAACAACUGGAAUGGCUCUGGGCACAGGAUGACAAAGGAUAAUUUUGGUGUUUGGUCAAUCAGGAUUUCCCAUGUCAAUGGGAAACCUGCCAUCCCCCAUAAUUCCAAGGUUAAAUUUCGAUUUCACCGUGGAGAUGGACUAUGGGUCGAUCGGGUUCCUGCAUGGAUUCGUUAUGCAACUUUUGAUGCCUCUAAAUUUGGAGCUCCAUAUGACGGUGUUCACUGGGAUCCACCAACUGGUGAAAGGUAUGUGUUUAAGCAUCCUCGGCCUCGAAAGCCUGACGCUCCACGUAUUUACGAGGCUCAUGUGGGGAUGAGUGGUGAAAAGCCUGAAGUAAGCACAUACAGAGAAUUUGCAGACAAUGUGUUACCGCGCAUAAAGGCAAACAACUACAACACAGUUCAGCUGAUGGCAAUCAUGGAACAUUCAUAUUAUGCUUCUUUUGGAUACCAUGUGACGAAUUUCUUCGCAGUUAGCAGCAGAUCAGGAACACCAGAGGACCUCAAAUAUCUUGUUGACAAGGCACAUAGCUUAGGGUUGCGUGUUCUGAUGGAUGUUGUCCAUAGCCAUGCGAGCAGUAAUAUGACAGAUGGUCUAAAUGGCUAUGAUGUUGGACAAAACACACAGGAGUCCUAUUUCCAUACAGGAGAAAGGGGUUAUCAUAAACUGUGGGAUAGUCGCCUGUUCAACUAUGCCAAUUGGGAGGUCUUACGGUAUCUUCUUUCUAAUCUGAGAUAUUGGAUGGACGAAUUCAUGUUUGACGGCUUCCGAUUUGAUGGAGUAACAUCCAUGCUAUAUAAUCACCAUGGUAUCAAUAUGUCAUUCGCUGGAAAUUACAAGGAAUAUUUUGGUUUGGAUACCGAUGUAGAUGCAGUUGUUUACAUGAUGCUUGCGAACCAUUUAAUGCACAAAAUCUUGCCAGAAGCAACUGUUGUUGCAGAAGAUGUUUCAGGCAUGCCAGUGCUUUGUCGGUCAGUUGAUGAAGGUGGAGUAGGGUUUGACUAUCGCCUUGCUAUGGCUAUUCCUGAUAGAUGGAUUGACUACUUGAAGAACAAAGAUGACCUUGAAUGGUCAAUGAGUGCAAUAGCACAUACUCUGACCAACAGGAGAUAUACGGAAAAGUGCAUUGCAUAUGCUGAGAGCCACGAUCAGUCUAUUGUUGGCGACAAGACUAUGGCAUUUCUCUUGAUGGACAAGGAAAUGUAUACUGGCAUGUCAGACUUGCAGCCUGCUUCACCUACAAUUGAUCGUGGAAUUGCACUUCAAAAGAUGAUUCACUUCAUCACCAUGGCCCUUGGAGGUGAUGGCUACUUGAAUUUUAUGGGUAAUGAGUUUGGCCACCCAGAAUGGAUUGACUUUCCAAGAGAAGGCAACAACUGGAGUUAUGAUAAAUGCAGACGCCAGUGGAGCCUCUCAGACAUUGAUCACCUACGAUACAAGUACAUGAACGCAUUUGAUCAAGCAAUGAAUGCGCUCGACGACAAGUUUUCCUUCCUAUCGUCAUCAAAGCAGAUUGUCAGCGACAUGAAUGAGGAAAAGAAGAUUAUUGUAUUUGAACGUGGAGAUCUGGUCUUCGUCUUCAAUUUUCAUCCCAGUAAAACUUAUGAUGGUUACAAAGUCGGAUGUGAUUUGCCUGGGAAGUACAAGGUAGCUCUGGACUCCGAUGCUCUGAUGUUUGGUGGACAUGGAAGAAUAAUCUUAUUUGCAGUGUUGAUCUGUGCUGCAUCGCAGGUGGCCCAUGACAACGAUCACUUCACGUCACCUGAAGGAGUACCAGGAGUACCUGAAACAAACUUCAACAACCGCCCUAAUUCAUUCAAAGUCCUGUCUCCACCCCGCACUUGUGUGGCUUACUAUCGCGUCGAGGAAAAAGCGGAAAAGCCUAAGGAUGAAGGAGCUGCUUCUUGGGGCAAAGCUGCUCCUGGGUACAUCGAUGUUGAAGCCACUCGUGUCAAAGACGCAGCAGAUGGUGAGGCGACUUCUGGUUCCAAAAAGGCGUCUACAGGAGGUGACUCCAGCAAGAAGGGAAUUAACUUUGUCUUCGGGUCACCUGACAAAGAUAACAAAUAA